AUGGAAUUAUUGUUAUUAAACUGUGAUUCAAAAGCAGUAGCAAAAUAAGUUAAAAUCAUUAUUUUUAAUAUAAUUUUUUAAAUCAUCAUGGACAAAUUGAUUCAAUAAAAUGAUUCUAAAGAUAAUAAAAAUGGACAAUAAAACAACACAAAUGAUCAAAGAAAUUAAAACAAUGAUCAACCAUAACCAUAAAAACCAUAAAAACCAUAAAAACCAGAGAGAAUGAUCUUGAGAAUGCAAACUGGUAAAGAUGGUAUGAACUUUGAGAGUAUGGCUGAAGAAUCUGAAUAAAAGAAUAAUAUUUCUAAGAUAUUAAAAGAAGUUCUUUCAUAGUGA
Messenger RNA from Paramecium primaurelia, 336 nucleotides. Lineage: Eukaryota; Ciliophora; Oligohymenophorea; Peniculida; Parameciidae. The record is from the annotation of a GenBank genome assembly.